GAGGAAACUGAGGUUCUCAGCCGGCCUUUGAGAUGAUGGGCCUGGGAAACGGGCGCAGGAGCAUGAAGUCGCCGCCGCUCGUGCUGGCCGCCCUGGUGGCCUGCAUCAUCGUCCUGGGCUUCAACUACUGGAUCGCCAGCUCCCGGAGUGUCGACCUGCAGACCCGGAUCCUGGAGUUGGAGGGCAGGGUCCGCAGGGCAGCGGCCGAGAGAGGCGCGGUGGAGCUGAAGAAGAACGAGUUCCAGGGAGAGCUGGAAAAGCAGCGGGAGCAGCUCGACCGAAUCCAGUCCAGCCACGACUCGCAGCUGGAGAGCGUCAACAAGCUGUACCAGGACGAAAAGGCGGUUUUAGUGAAUAAUAUCACCACAGGGGAGAGGCUCAUCAGAUCCCUGCAAGACCAGUUAAAGGCCCUGCAGAAGAACUACGGCCGCCUGCAGCAGGACGUGCUCCAGUUCCAGCGGAACCAGACCAACCUGGAGCGGAAGUUCUCCUACGACCUGAGCCAGUGCAUCAAUCAGAUGAAAGAGGUGAAGGAGCAGUGUGAGGAGCGAAUAGAAGAAGUCACUAAAAGGGGAAAUGAAGGUGUUGCUUCCAGAGACCUGAGUGAAAAAAAGGACCAAAGCCAGCAGCUCCGAGCCCCCAGCGAGCCUCAGCCCCGGCCACAGGAAGCAGACCUGCCCCAGGCAGCGGUGCCACAAGUGAGAGGAAACGUGCCCAGCAAUGGGGAGCCCCAGACACCAGCCCCCAGUUCUGAGGCGGCUUUGGAUUUGAAGAGACAAGGUGAGAAAGAGGAAACCAUCGAGCUUCAGGUGGCCAGUGAGGAGGAGCCCCCGAAGGACAUUCCGGGGCUGCCGCGGGCGCCGGGCCGGGAGCAGGCUGCGGAGGGAGCCGGGCCAGAAGCCGGGGCGGCCGGCCAGGCCGCAGGGGCGCCAGCGGCGAUGCCGGCAAGCCGGGAGAAUGCGGACACGGAGGACCUCGAGCGGGACCAGCUGGUCAUCCCCGAUGGGCAGGAGGAGGAGCGGCAGGAUGCCGGCGAGGAAGGGAGACACCAGCAAAAGCUGGGAGGAGAGGAUGACUACAACAUGGAUGAAAAUGAGGCAGAAUCGGAAACGGAGAAGCAGGCAGCCCUUGCAGGGAGCGACAGCAACCUAAACGUUCUUAAUGCUGAAAAUCAGAAAGAAGACAUGAUAAAUUUGCUUGAUCUGCGUGAAAAGAGGAAUCACACACUCUGAAUCAACUGGAAUCAUAAACUUCAUGUCAGGAUUGAGCAGAGAUCACUACAAAAUAUUUAUGAGGGGUUGAAUACUGUGAAAUAAGUAAAAUAUACAGCUAAAGAUGAUUGUGGAGUUUUGACAUGUACUUUAUGUAGGAAAAUGUGUUGUAGAUGGUUUUUGGGGGGUAUUUUCAAAGUGUUUAUACUAAGGUGUCAAAAUUUGUCAGCUAAUAGGUAUGAGAAGAUCAACAUCAAAAAUAGAACCCAAGUUCUCCAAGUAUGGUGACAGUGGCACUUAAAAAAUUCUGAAUGUAACUUUGUUUAAAAAAAAAAAAGCCCGUAGGAAGUUUGUCUUCUGACACCAAGAGACCCGCCGCACCUGAGAAUUCUCUGGUCCUUCUGGUGUCCCUCUUCACAUGCUGUGCUGAGUGGCCGGUACCAGCCCCGUAUUUCUGUUCUCCCAGGUCAGUGCUGAAUGAUUACGGGCUUAUGCUCUCACGUGCCCACUCCUGGUUCCGACAGUCAGUGGCCUGGAGCACAAAGCUGUUAACAUAAAUAUCACUAGCAACAGUUUUAAACAAGUCGAUAUACAAAGGCAUUUUAUGUGAGAAUUUUUUUAAAAAACUACUUGUAUAACCUUUGUCAUUAAUGUACAAAAAUGCUAAGUGACUUGUAAUUUGAACAUUUGUGAUCUGUUUUUACUUUGCUUAGUAUAUGUGGGCAAAGCAAAAUCUUCUGUAUUAAGUCCAUAUUACCAAGAGCCAUGAGUGGAUUAGACUUGACACAACAGGGUUGCCAAGCAGAGCUGACCCUGGGGCCUGUGGCAGAGCAUGGGGGGAGAGUGCAGCACUGUGGGCGCAUGUUUGCUGUGGACAGACUGCCCACUGCACCAUUACAGGAAAAGGAGAGGAAGCUGAUGUUAAGGGUAUAUACAGUGUUACACGGGGAAAGUUUAGAAAGGCAAGAGAAAUGCAGCAGUUGUUUUUGCCAUAGUCUAUAUGUUUGGCUUGUGGUAAAUGACUAUCAAAGUGAUUUAAAAAUCAAAAGUUAAUGUUAAUUUGAAAAGGACUAAUCAUAAUUCACACUGAGUUGCUUCUCAGUAUUUGCAGUAAAUAGGCUCUUGCCACUGACUGGGGAAAGUCAGUGACUCUCAGGUCGCAAAGGUAAGUGGGUGGUGAUGCUUAUUAAAUACAAGUCACAGGAUUUGAAAUGCAGGAGCCUCAGAUCACCUGAUAUAACCCCUCAACUUCAGAGAGGAAAUGGGGGUCCAGAGACGUUAGAGCUACACAGAAAGCUGGUGAGCUGGAUGCCUGGCCCCUCACCUGGCCUGGACUCACGGUGCCCCUGGCUGGCACUGAAGGCAGGACCUGGUUUGCAUUCAGGUUAAGAUCUCCAAUGUGAAUGUUACUUGUGUAGGUGUCUUUUUACUUAAUUACUAAGAUUAAACUUUUCCACCCAGAAAAGGCAACUAAAGAGGGUGUUAGAUAAAAUCUUACAAAGCUAUUUUUAAGUCCUUGUCCAACUUCCCUUUGUGUCUUAGCCUUAGGGUUGAUAGUCUCUUGCUUUUUCAAUAAAGCCUCUAUUCAUUUCAUGUUUAAUCAGUAUGCAUAGAGUUCUGAGAAACAAGACUGUUUAACUGCUUUGUUUUCCUUUACUGCCCUAUUGGAUCCCUAAAGAAUCAGCUUGCAAAUUAUGGAUUAAGAAUGGUGGUUUGCCUUAAGCCUUUUGUGGACUGAGAUGGGAUGUCAAUUUAAAUAAAAAAUAACCACGCUGUUUCAUCUUCAUGUACAAAGGCACCAAAGGCCAUUCGUUGAGGAGGUGUGUACCGUGAGCAAUUUCAUGCUUUCUUACCACUGGCUUACCUUGACAUCACACAGGCACCUAUUCCAAAGCAACAAUUUAGAGAGGUGUCAUGGCCUUUUUUUUUUUUUCCCCAAAAACAAAACAAAAACCUGUGUAAUACCUAAGUAGAUCACAAACCCCCCACUUUGGUCUUUUGUUUUCAUCUAAAAAAAUUAGCAGCUAUUCCAAUUUUUAAUAGGUUUGAACUAUUUAAUUUACACCUUCCUCUGUAUUCGCAAAUGGGGACUGCAGAUUCCCUGCACAAUAGUCCGAUUUCUUGAGUAAUGAAAGCACUGCACAUGCUUACUGUACUUUUGUGUGAUGGAACUUGAGAAAUAAACCAAUACCUGUUAA
Ailuropoda melanoleuca (giant panda) is the source of this 3409-nucleotide messenger RNA. RefSeq names its product golgi membrane protein 1 (gene GOLM1). Gene Ontology annotation, cellular component: Golgi apparatus. The coding region runs from base 33 to 1232 and encodes 399 amino acids. The transcript has 10 exons. Lineage: Eukaryota; Metazoa; Chordata; Mammalia; Carnivora; Ursidae. The record is from RefSeq and is a predicted model, not a curated record.